UAAAUUCAAAAUUAUUUGAUGAAUUAAAGAAAAAAAUUGAAAAAAUUAAAACAAAAAAAGAAAUGUUAACAAAUACAGAAAAUUUGGAGAUUUGGGAAGGGAAAGAAUGUGAAGAUGAAGGGGAACAAGAAAUAUCAUUUAUUGAACAACGAGGAUUUUUACAAGAAGAACAUUUAGAAUUUGUUAAGAAAAAUAAGAAUAUUUUAUUAAAAAAUAUAGAAAUGAAAAAAAGAAUGGAAAUUUUAAUUCCAAAUUUUAAAAAUAUUUUUUAUUUCGAAAAAAGUAAAGAAUUUGGAGAUAAUUCAAAAAUAAAAGAAUAUUUUAUUGAAAUAAUUAGUAAUACAAAAAUUGAUAAAAAUAAAAAAGAUGAACUGAAAAAUUAUUUUGAUUUAAUUUAUUCGAUAACUACAAAAUGGAUGGAUAAAUUAAUUAAUAAAUUAACAACUAAAAAGGAGAGUGGGGCCUCAAUUAAAAAUUUAAGUUUAAUUUGGAAAAAUAUUAAAGGACAUCUUGGAAUUAAUUUAGAAUAUUUUAAAGAAGACAAAAAUAAAAUUAAAAUAAUUUUAUUUAAAGAAAUUGGGAGAAUGUUUUUAAAAAUUAAAAAAGAAAUUAAUUAUUUAGAAAUUCCUGAAUGGAUAAUUGAUGAAAUAUUUGAAGUAAAUAAAAAAUCUGAAAAAAUUGAUGAAGAAGUAAUUGAGAAAUUUGAUGAAUGGAUUGAUAAAAUUGUUUUUGAAGAAUUAAAAGGACAAUUAGAAAAUCGAGAUGCUUGGACAGGAACUAACAAAAACAAGGGAUUUGCCGUUAAAUUAAAAGGUUAA
Meloidogyne enterolobii is the source of this 818-nucleotide messenger RNA. Lineage: Eukaryota; Metazoa; Nematoda; Chromadorea; Rhabditida; Meloidogynidae. The record is from the annotation of a GenBank genome assembly.